AUGAAAUUGUGGAAAAAGAACUCGUCGGCGGAGUCCAUUGGUACCUUGCGGGCAAACCGUCGAACGGCUUGCGGGCGUGGUGGAAGAAGCUGGCCCGUGAAGAACCUCGCGCCUUUCGUGGACCAGGUAGCAGGCCUGUCGGCGACCGGCGAGCGUGCGGGCGUCCGGUGUGAGCGAGCUCCCCCACGCUUGGGUACUACAGGCGGCAGGGGUGGGGGUGGUGGUGGCAGCGACAUCGGGGGUGCUGCGGCGGUGGUAGGGCGAAGCGGUGGCGACGUGCUUGGGGGUGGGGGUGUGCGUGAGGAUGGCUGGGCGGCGGUGGCGAAACUGCCCGGCGGCGGCGGCAAGGAAGGGGGGGUGUGUGCUGGCUGCCGAUGGGAGGAAGAUGGAAUGGCCAUGUGCCACCGACUGGCGGGCCAGGGGCAGGAGUAG
Aegilops tauschii subsp. strangulata is the source of this 432-nucleotide messenger RNA. NCBI's taxonomy places the organism in Eukaryota, Viridiplantae, Streptophyta, Magnoliopsida, Poales, Poaceae. The record is from RefSeq and is a predicted model, not a curated record.